Molecule: messenger RNA, 414 nt
Organism: Tetrahymena thermophila SB210
Lineage: Eukaryota; Ciliophora; Oligohymenophorea; Hymenostomatida; Tetrahymenidae
Product: transmembrane protein, putative
Exons: 1
Source: RefSeq, a predicted model, not a curated record
AUGCUUUCUAUAUUUUCACAUUGCUUUAAUAUUAUUGGAUAUUUUAUUUUAUCAUAAAUUAUUUUAGCAAAUAAGAAAUAUAAAAAUAUUAGCAAUAAAACUCCUGCUACUGCUAAGUAGCUCAUAGGCGAUACCCAAUCUACAAAAUCAUAAGGUGGUUCAUAGGUAAAAGUCACAAUAAUAUUAUCUAUCAUAUAAACACAACUAAUAAUAUAUACAAGAAUCAAGUGCUUCCAAGCGAAUCGAAUGUUAUUGAUAAAAAAAUCAAUAUUUAUGCACACAUAAAUUAAUCCAUGUUAAAGAACUUAGUUGAAGAUAUACCAUUUAUCAUCCAUUUCAUCUUCUGGAGUAUCUGGAAAAUCUGCAAUCCAAAACAUAAGCACAAUAACAAAUGAAGUGCUAAACGCAAAAUGA